AUGUGCGUCACUCAACUCUCUCCUUUCCAGGUGACGAUGUACCACUGGGACAUGCCGCAAGCCCUGCAGUACAUAGGGGGCUGGCCCAACCCCAUCCUAGCGGACUACUUCCUCGAGUACGCCAGGGUGCUCUUUGACAACUUCCGUGACAGGGUGAAGAUGUGGCUGACAUUCAACGAGCCUUUCGAGUUAAUGAAAGGCUACGCUACCACAGGCGGUCAAGCUCCGUCGCAGGAAGCUUCUGGCAUCGGCGACUACCUGGCAGCACACACCGUCAUCAGAGCGCACGCCAUGGUCUACCGCCUCUACGACGAGCAGUACCGCUCCACGCAGAACGGUGAGUUUGCCAAGUUCGGUAUCACACUAAACUGUGACUGGUUCGAACCAUACGAUGAACUGGAGGAAUCCCUGGAGGCUCAGGAACGUGUAAUUCAGUUCCAGCUCGGUCUGUUCGCGAACCCUAUCUACGUGGACGGCGACUACCCGGCCAUGGUGCGGGAGCGUGUGGACAACAACAGCAGAGCCGAGGGGCGACCAAGGUCACGCCUGCCCAGCUUUACUGAGGAAGAGAAGCGGAUGAUCAAUGCGAUCCACGGGAGUGAAAGCAGAGCGUUCAAUGAGUUUCCAGAGGGUUUCCUGUUUGGAGCUGCCACUUCAGCCUACCAGGUGGAGGGCGCCUGGAACGAAGAUGGCAAAGGAGAGAGCAUAUGGGACCACAUGCUGCACGAACAUCCAGAGUACGGCCACAAAGGGGAGAACGGAGACGUGACCUGCGAUUCGUACCACCAUUAUGCUGAGGACGUACAGGCGCUCAAGGAUAUGGGGGCUAAAGUAUACCGCUUCUCCAUCUCUUGGCCUCGUAUACUGCCUAACGGGGACAUAGACGUGGUCAACCAGGCGGGGAUUGACUACUACAACAACCUCAUCAACCUGCUACUGGAGAAUGACAUUCAACCGAUGGUGACGAUGUACCACUGGGACCUGCCGCAAGCCCUGCAGUACAUAGGAGGCUGGCCCAACCCCAUCCUAGCGGACUACUUCCUCGAGUACGCCAGGGUGCUCUUUGACAACUUCGGUGACAGGGUGAAGAUGUGGCUGACAUUCAACGAGCCUUUCGAGUUAAUGAAAGGCUACGCUACCACAGGCGGCCAAGCUCCGUCGCAGGAAGCUCCUGGCAUCGGCGACUACCUGGCAGCACACACCGUCAUCAGAGCGCACGCCAUGGUCUACCGCCUCUACGACGAGCAGUACCGCUCCACGCAGAACGGUAAAGUCGGUAUCACACUAAACUGUGACUGGUUCGAACCAUACGAUGACCUGGAUGAAUCCCUGGAGGCUCAGGAACGUCUGAUUCAGUUCCAGCUGGGCAUGUUCGCGAACCCAAUCUUCGUGGACGGCGACUACCCGUCCGUGGUGCGGGAACGUGUGGACAACAACAGCAGAGCCGAGGGGCGACCCAGGUCACGUCUGCCCAGCUUCACAGACGAGGAGAAGCGGAUGAUCAAUGGUUCUUCUGAUUUCUUUGGACUGAAUUCAUACACAACAAGUCUCGUGAAGUCUGCAGUCGUGGGUGGCUCACCAUCAUUGGAACGCGACUCUGGUGUUCAGCGAAUAAUCAACUUUGCUUGGCCUGGCAGCAGCUUAAUAUGGCUCAGGGUUGUGCCAUGGGGUUUCCGUAAUAUUGUUAACUGGGUGUCAUCGAGAUAUCCUAACUACCCUAUUUUCAUCACGGAGAACGGCUAUCCCGAUUUUGGGGGACUCGAAGAUGAAACACGUAUCAGUUAUUACGGGGAAUACUUGGCAGAAUUACUGAAAGCUAUCAAUGAAGAUGGGGCCAAUGUAAUUGGAUAUGCAGCUUGGAGCCUUCUCGACAAUUUGAUGUUUAAUUCUGGUUUCAGACCGAAGUUCGGCGUCUACCACGUGGAUUUCAACAGCACUGAGAAAACAAGGACGCCAAAGGCUUCAGCAAGCUUCCUAUAUGGCAUCUAUAGCAACAUGAGUGUACCAGAAGAAUACUUUACGUAA
Schistocerca gregaria is the source of this 2025-nucleotide messenger RNA. RefSeq names its product myrosinase 1-like. Gene Ontology annotation, biological process: carbohydrate metabolic process. Lineage: Eukaryota; Metazoa; Arthropoda; Insecta; Orthoptera; Acrididae. Gene Ontology annotation, molecular function: beta-glucosidase activity. Bases 1 to 2025 code for a protein of 674 amino acids. The record is from RefSeq and is a predicted model, not a curated record. The transcript is spliced from 15 exons.